Molecule: messenger RNA, 1417 nt
Organism: Amoebophrya sp. A120
Lineage: Eukaryota; Dinophyceae; Syndiniales; Amoebophryaceae
Source: the annotation of a GenBank genome assembly
UAUCAUUGCGUCAACAUCGUGCAAACUAUACAUACGUGCAAGAGGUGGAAGUAGUUUCUAGUUCCGUCGUCUUUUUCUACUUGAGCGAGGAUUAUUUUCUACCUCGAUGAAUGGAACUCACUGUAGUUUGGCUUUCGUCCAGAUGGAAUGAAAAGUGGCACAAUUUUACUAGGAAAGAAAAGAACAAUCUUCUGACCACACAAAGCUAUGAUUCGCAGGUCUCGCUCUUGCCAACCUAUUCAUCUCCUAGGUCUUUCCAAAUUGUAUUGAUUGUUCUGAGCUACCCGCCUGUUUUCCAGCCAGUUUGCAGUGCUCUUUGCCCGUCAUCUAUGUCUAUCCAUUGCGCAUAUUCAUUUUACUAGACAUAAGGAACUAGGGACUUUUGUCCGGUACUAAAAAUCUUCCUUCCAGCUCAAGAAAGAUGACUGAGGAAAAGAAGAAGGAGGACAAAAAGCCGCGGGAGAUACAGGUGAUGGACACGGAGCAGUUUCUUCCCAUGUUCAACACCUACCUCGAAAAGGACUUUAGCGAGGCCCUCCACUCCUACGCGGAUGAGUACGCGGUGGAGUUCCGGCGACUCAUCAACGAGCAGGUGGCAAGCCAGAACUUCGAGACGCACAAGCACCGAUACCACGACCUGUUCGGGGUGUUCCACCGAGCCAUCGAGAAGUCCCUGGUCGACUUCUGCCACUCCAGAAGGUUCCCCCACGAAGACUUCGAGGCGACGAUUGAUCAGUACCUAGACGUGAAAAGCGACGAAGAGGACGAAGCAAAGAGUAUCUUGCUUUAUCUGUUGUUUUCAGUGGUGUUUCAGUUGAAGUUUUUUCAAGUGUAGUUUUUACGGGUACAAGUACUAAGUGCAGUUGUGUACGUAGAAGGAGCGCAGCAGUCUGGAGAGGAGAUGUUUCGGCUACUCGUUUUUGUACGUGUGGGCUUUAUGAUCUAAAGAUGAAAUAGAAAUCCACACUCGUUGUACAAUUUUUCAACAUGCAAAAAACGCACCUCAAAUUUAAAUAAAAAAUCAGAAUCCAAGGGCAUCGAUUUGGAGUGCAAGAGGCUACUGAAAGCCUUCAUCGCCAGCACGGAGUACCAGGCGUUUAUGGAGUUUAUGGUGGAAUAUGUCGGAGAAAUGGAGGAGUCAGACUUCGAGGAGAUUUUGUGCUAGACAGCAUCUUCUACUUCACGGGCCAGGUCCAGCACCUGCUCACGUCGAUGUUGUUGUUGAAUCUUGUUGUACAAUAAAACGCGCCACGUGGCAGCUGCUGCACGUGAAAUGAAUUAUUUACGUUUCCUAUACCCCGUUUCUUUGUUCGAGAAAGCACUCAGAUUGAAAGAAUGAACACCACUCUCCGGAUUCGAAGGACGCUUGUCGCUUUAGAAUUGGAAAAGAAAUAGUGUUUUAUGGAAACAAAACAAC